Messenger RNA from Geodia barretti, 669 nucleotides. The record is from the annotation of a GenBank genome assembly. NCBI's taxonomy places the organism in Eukaryota, Metazoa, Porifera, Demospongiae, Tetractinellida, Geodiidae.
AUGAGCUUUAUCGAAGGCGUCGAGGAGCGGUCUCUGCCAAUCCGCCAGGCCAUCCUGGAGCAUCCCUUCGUGCGCGGCAUCGGUCGCGGCGACCUGGACGUUGAGCGGUUCAAGUUCUACGUUACCCAGGACUACGUGUACCUGGUCGACUAUUCCCGCGCGCUGGCCCUUGGGGCGGCCCGGGCGCCGGAGCUGGAGGUGAUGUCCUGGUUCGCGGGGUUGUUGGACGAGACGCUCAACACCGAGAUGGAGCUGCACCGCGGCUACUGCGCCCAGUUCGGGAUCACCCGCGAGGAACUGGAAGCCACUCGCCCCGUUCCGAGCACCGUCGCCUACACGAGCUACCUGCUGCGGGUGGCAUCCCAGGGCAGCUUUGGCGAACUUGCUGCGUCCCUGCUGCCUUGCCAGUGGGGAUACUGGGAAAUCGGAGAGCACCUCGACCGCGAGGGACCGCCCACCCACGCGCCCCUUUACGCCGAAUGGGUUGGCAUGUAUUCCUCCAGCGAGUUCCGCGACCUGGCCACCUACUUGCGCACGUUGACCGACCGGAUCGGCAACUCUGCCAACGCCGAGGAACAGGCGGCCAUGGAGACGGCCUACAUUACCAGCCUCCGCCUCGAGUACCAGUUCUGGGACAUGGCCUGGAACCUGGAGCAGUGGCCGACGUAG